AUGUCCGCCCAUCCCAUAACCAUACUGGGCACCGGCAUCGCAGGCUUAACGCUCUCCCAAUGCCUGCUCAAACGCGGCAUCCCUUUCCACCUCUACGACCGUUCCCCAACCCCAGCCCGAAACAACUACGCUAUUACGUUAUACGCGUCUACGUAUCGGGCAUUAUGUAAAGAGCUAGGAAUCUCAGAGCGCGUCUUCCUCGAGCGGCCAUCCAAACCAACCACCAACUCUCCCACAUCUCCCUCACCCCAUCCACCGCCUCGCAACCCGCUUCGAAACACCUCCACUUCACAAACGCCCCCCGAGAUCCACACACCCGGCCUCGUCAUCGCCGCAGACGGCGUGCACUCCGCCGCCCGCGCUGCCCUCCUCCCCGCUAUAGCGCCACAGAUCCUGCCCUACGUCGCCUUCAACGGCCGCCGCGAACUCUCCAACGAGGUGUUCGAGGAGCUCUACGCGGCCGCCUUCGCAUCCUCCCCCAUCCCCUUAGCCAUCGCGCACAAAAUUGGCGACGCUCUGUUGAGUAUCGCCCUAGUCGCGCAAACAGCCAACACCACGACGCUCAGCUGGACCUACUCGCGCCCCGCCCCGCCCGCAGACCCGUGCUUCAACCCCACCCGUCCCGUGUCCAGCGCAACGCAGAUCCCGGAGGCGUCGUACGCCGAGCUCGCGCAGCUCCAGGCCCUCCCGCAGCCGUUUCGGGAUGUCUUCGACGGGGAGAAGGUGAGGGGGGAGCGGGUGCUCCACUGGCUGAUGCGCGCGCUCCUCGUGCCGUCGGAGGAGUUGACGAAGCUGGCAGGGAAGGGGGUGGUAUUGGUCGGGGAUGCGGGGCACGCGGAGGCGAUUUUGGGGGGCGAGGGGGCGAAUGGGGCGGUGGGGGAUGCUGUGGGGUUGGCGGGGUGGAUUGAGGAGAAUGGGGUGGAGGGGGUGGAACGGUGGUGUGGGGAGCGGUAUGGAGCGUGGGAAGAGGGGGUUGGGAGGAGUAGAGACAGGAUUACAGCGAUGCAUGGGGAGGCGGAGGGGAAGGCGGUGUUGUAG
Mytilinidion resinicola is the source of this 1038-nucleotide messenger RNA. RefSeq lists its product as uncharacterized. Bases 1 to 1038 code for a protein of 345 amino acids. The transcript has 2 exons. The record is from RefSeq and is a predicted model, not a curated record. NCBI's taxonomy places the organism in Eukaryota, Fungi, Ascomycota, Dothideomycetes, Mytilinidiales, Mytilinidiaceae.